Molecule: messenger RNA, 2339 nt
Organism: Vitrella brassicaformis
Lineage: Eukaryota; Vitrellaceae
Source: the annotation of a GenBank genome assembly
CGCAGCGGGAAAAAGGAUGAAUGUCGAGAAGGGCGGCAGCGGAUGGUGCAACACGUAUGUGUCCGAGUGAAAGUACUCACUCGGCCAUUCAUGACCCAUCACCUUCUUGAAGGCGCGCGGUCGGAUGAAUGAAGGCAGAUCUUCAUCUGCGGCUCUUGCUGAUCACCUCACGGCUCAUUGCUUCGGUCAGUGCCCUCCCAUCGUUCAUCAUCCCAACACCUCCGCUGCGGCACGGCAAGAGCCGCCCCUCGGCACGACUCGGAGCACAGCAAUCACGGCUGCACUCUCUCAGACCGUCGUCCUUCACGCAGCCCCGGUCGGUUUAUGUGCACAUCCCCUUCUGCCGUCGACGGUGCUACUACUGCGACUUCCCCAUUUCUGUGGUGGGCGACUCGGCCAGGGCACAGCAGCAGCAGGCGGAGAGCUACUAUGGGGUGCUCAAGAGAGAGAUGGAGGCGACCGCAUCGACAUGGUGUCCGCCGUCGUCGGCCGACAGUGGUGGACAGCGCGUGAUGGCUGAGCCGUCGAUUGUGAUGGAUUCGGUGUGGAGGGACGAGUGGGAGAGAGCCGAGGCAAGUGGUGAGAGGGGCGUGUCGACUGUCUUCUUUGGGGGCGGGACGCCAUCGCUAAUGCCGCCAGAGGUCAUCGGCCGGAUCGUCGACGACAUUGAGCGACUGUUCGGUGAGCAUACACACAAACAAACAGACACACACAUACACACACCCGCUCCAUCCAUCCGUCCCCUGUUUCUCAGGCCCAUUGAGUGCCGGAUGUGAGAUAUCCAUGGAGAUGGACCCAGGCUCAUUCGACCAAGACAAGCUGCGGUCCUUCCUCACCCACGGCCGCGUCAACAGGGUGUCCCUGGGCGUGCAGAGCUUCAGCGACAAGACGCUGCAGCGGAUAGGCCGGGCGCACAGCGCGCGUGAUGUGUACAGGGCGAUAGAGGACCUCCGUGCCUGCGGUGUCGACAACUGGUCUGUGGAUCUGAUUGGCGGGCUGCCUGAGCUGACUGUGGAUGAGUGGGAGGGGACGGUCAGGGAGGCCAUCGAUGUGGGGGCGCCUCACCUCUCUGUGUACGAUCUACAGGUAGGUGUGGGCACACGGCCAUGCUCGCAUGACGUGGGCUGCUUAUCGGCCAUGUGUGUGCGUGUGUGUGUGUGUGUGUGUCUGUCAGGUGGAGGAAGGUUCGUUCUUCGGUCGUUGGGGCUAUCAGGCGGGCGAAUCGCCUUUGCCCACAGAGGAUGCGAGCGCCCAAAUGUACCGCAGCGCAUCCAGGUGAGAGAAAAGACGGCGAUAGAGCACUGGGUCUUCUUGUUUCCAUGCCGUCGUGUGUGUGGGUGGGCGUAUUUGUGUUGUGUGCAGGUUGUUGCGUGACGCGGGGUAUGUCCACUACGAGGUGUCUAACUACGCGAAGGAGGGACAUCAGUGUCGUCACAACAUGGCCUACUGGGAGAAUGUGCCCUUCUUUGCAUUCGGUACACACACACACACACACACGCGCGCGCGCACGAGUGCGCUUCCAUCCAUCCGUUCCUCCAUUCUUCGUCUCAGGCAAUGGCGCUGCAUCCUUCACUUCUCUCUAUCGAUUCUCACGGUGAGUUUGGCUGACCAAACACACCUUGACGAGGCAAUGGUGAGGUCGGUACCUACCUCUCUCUCUCUCUCUUUCUGUGUGUGUGUGUGUGUGUGUGUGUGUGCAGCCCCCGUCGGUUGCAAGACUACCGUGUGUGGGUGGAUCGGCUGGAGAGGGAGGGCUUCCUGCACGCUGCGGGCUUCCACUCACUCGCAGAGCUGUGGGACGAAAGCAUUCACAGAUACGAGAAGACACAUGAGGGUACACAUGUGGACGACGGCCAACACGCCCAAAGUGAGACAGACCCUCUCCAAACACAUAACACAACCACAUGUGCGACCGCACCAUUCUCUCUCUGUGUGUGCAGUGUACAGUGAGUUGCGUCGCGAGUGUCUGUCCGACGGGCUGAUGCUCGGCCUCCGUCUCAAGAGCGGCAUCAGCCUCUCCCGCAUAGCCAAGGCACAUGGCACCGACGCUGUCAAUGGCAUCCUGCGGGCCAUCGACCAGUCGUCGGCCAUCGAGCGGGGCCUGGUGCGGGUCUUUUGUAGGCCCCGCUGUGACAGUGACAGUGGGGAUGAAAAGGAUCUGACCAGCGGCGGUGAUGCAUUGCGUGUGAUGGGCGAGGGGGGCAGGGAGGUGGGUGUGUGUCUGACCGAUCCUGAGGGGUUUCUGUUGUCGAAUGACGUCAUUUCGUCCAUGUUUGCCUGCAUAGACCAGAUGGGCUGGGGACAACUCAGGACCACACAGCCAGCCUUAUGAAUUCCUG